Molecule: messenger RNA, 1940 nt
Organism: Didymodactylos carnosus
Lineage: Eukaryota; Metazoa; Rotifera; Eurotatoria; Philodinida; Philodinidae
Source: the annotation of a GenBank genome assembly
GUGGGUAUUGUAAAUGUGGCUAUUGUGGGGUGUAAUUUCGCCCGUCGCCAGUAUGGCGAAUGUCUAUUGGCGAAAGUUGAAUUGGCGAAACGCGACUUUACCUUUUUUGGACCUUUCGACUUUUUAAUUAUAACCAAGUGGGCCAAAACAUAACUGGAAAACGUAUUUAAGGGUAUUCUACAGAAUUUGAAAUAAAAAAAACAGCCAUGGGCUUUUUACCUCUGCUGAAGGCUAGUCGAUAUAUUGAAAAAACGUAUUUCAAUGCUAAACAUAAAGACCAACAAAAUUUUUUACAACUCUUUUUAUUGAAGAAAAGAAUACGCUCAAUUUAUUCAAGAAAUUUUCUUGAAAGUUUCAAACUUGGACAGAUGGAAAUGGACUCACACAGUCGUAUUCAACUUUUUGGAAACUGUUUAGCCAAAACGGUGUCGCGUUCCACGAUUUUUAUUUGAAAAAAACAUUUUAAUGUAAAGAUAUUGUGGAACGUUUAGAAUGGAAUUAAAUUGAAUUGUAUACUUGCUACGGGUGCUAGAAGAAGAGAAUACCGUAAAGAUUUUGAAUUCUAUUACAUUGGAGAAGAUAUAGUUGAGAAGUUGUUGGAUACUUCAUCUGAUAAAACAACAACAUCUCAGACACUCCUAAUACCAACAGCGACCCACAGCGGAAAAAGCAGAAAGAAUGUUUCACUAUUUAAAAAGCCGGAUAGUGCAAGCAGUGGGUAUUCAUCGACUGAUUUGAAUGCAAGCGUCGAUUUAAAUGAUUCACCCAUUAACUUCGUCAGUAUAUCAAAACUAAGAAAGUCCAACAGAAAACAUAGCGAUGAAGUGUUUGGAAAUUUAGCAAUAAAUGCGCCGAAUGUUCAUAAAAUUGAUUCACCUCCACCGAAAAAAGAACAUCCAACAGCUAACCGCCCAGUUACUGUUCGUAAAUUUCCUCGAGAGAAAUCAACAAAUUCUCAUAAUAUUCAGCUCCAAAAUAUGAACGAUAAACGUCGAAACAGUAUAAUAUCACAAACAGGAAUAGAUCUCGAUACUUCUUUAACAACUAACGAUACUCUUAAACCAGUUCAAGUAUUGAAGCCGAAAGGUCCAGGCAGUGCCAUUAGUGUUCUCAAGUUGAAACGAAUACAAGAAGAUGCAACAUCAUCGGCUAAAACAACUGGGUAUCAUCCGAGACCAAGUAUUAUAGACACGAUCGAUCUACGUGAACCGAUCGUCGAAACAGCGCCAAGAGUUGAUAAACCAAAGUCUGCCAUCAGUGUCACUAAAAUCUCAAAACUAAACUCAGCGAAGACCCCGCUAGUGAUCGAAAAGGGCAGAAAACGAGCACAAUCAUUAGAAAUUAUAAGUGAAAAUAGUACCGAUCCUACUCCUCCUGAAUCCACUGUCAGCGUCUUGAAAGUAAAACGAAAUAAUUCGAAAGAUUCAUCACAGACUGUAAAAGACAAUCAGCCAAGACCGAGUGUAAUCGAGACAAUCCAACUAAAAGAAUUUGUAAAAGAGCCUCAAACAAAGAGUACUUCAGUGGAAUCACACAAACUAAAAUCUGGAAUCACGAUCUCCAAAGUAAAAUCGGCAAAAGGUGCAGUAGUACCAUUUGAAACAGAUAUUGAAGAGGAUAAAAAACAAACAAAAUCGUUAGAUGAUAGCAGUGGAAGUAACACCUGUCCUAGAACAAUAGUGAACAUCCCAAGAGUGAAACGAAAGAAAUCGAACGCUGUUGAACCAAAGCAUGUAGAUCAAGUAAACGACGGUCCUAGAAGACGAAGUUCAACAGUGGAUAGCAAGUCGAACGAAAACUGUGUUAUUGAAAGACAAAAAAGUGUUACUGUCACCAAACUACCACGAGUUGUUACCGCAAAAGUUCACGAUACAUCGAUUAAUGAUAAAGUCGAAACAUCAGAAGGACAAAACGCUGAAGUAACAGAUUGUACAACUUAA